GUUUGCAGCUUUGCAGGCGCAGCCAGCGCACGCAGAGAGGAGAUGGUUUCGGAGCAGGAAGGCUCCUGUAUGAAAUCCCACCCCUCCUUCUACGCUGCUGGGUGGUUCCGCUCUGAUAAGGUUGCUGACUCGUGAGAGGGCUUUGCCGCCAUGAUCUGUGAGAAGGUGAAGCAGCUCCUCUCGGGGUUUGGGGAUAACCCCUGCUCCGUCCCUGUCCUGGUGUGCAGCUCCACCGCAGCCCUCAUGGCUCUCACCUGGGCUGUGAAAAAGCUGAUGAAGAGGAAGGUUGUCCGAGCGAAGCACCACGCAGAGGCCCUGGAGCAGAUGGAGAAGGCUGUCCAGCAGUUCAAGAAAGAGAACCCAGAUGUCCAGAGCAGCCACAUCCUGUCACUGCCACUAACAGAGCUGGUGGAAAAACUGAGGGAAGGUUCCCUGUCUCCGGAGAGUGUCCUCUACUCCUACAUAGAGAAGGCCUUAGAAGUCAACCAGGAGGUGAACUGCGUGACAGCGUUUAUUCCUAGCUGCCUGCAUCACAUCUGGGAAAUGAGAAACCGGAAGAAAGGGUUGCUCUACGGAGUUCCCAUCAGCGUUAAGGAUCAUGUGGCUUGCAAGGGCUAUGGCUGUGUCUGUGGUUCGGGACAGAAGCUCAGCCUCCCAGAGCAAGAGGAGAGCGUGCUGAUGAAAGUGCUGAGGAGCCAAGGAGCCAUCCCCUUCGUGAAAACCAACACGGCACAAUGCAUGAUCAGCUAUGACUGCAGCAAUGCUGUUUACGGCCAGACACUGAACCCUCUCAACCACAAGAAGAGCCCUGGAGGCUGCUCUGGAGGAGAGGGAGCUCUGAUUGCAGGGGGAGGCUCCAUCCUGGGCAUUGGGUUGGAUGUUGGCGGCAGCAUCUGCCUGCUGUCCAGCUUCUGCGGGCUGUGUGGGCUCAAACCCACAAGCGACAGGCUCAGUUACUGGGGAGUUAGUGGUCCAGUGCAUCCCCUCCAAACAGCUGCAGGUGUGGUGGGGCCGAUAGCAAGAGACGUGGACAGUCUGGCCUUGUGCAUGAGGGCACUUUUGUGUGAAGACAUGUUCUGCUUGGACCCCACCGUGCCGCCCAUCCCCUUCAACAUGGAGGUGUUUAGCAGCCCCGCUCCCCUUCGGAUCGGCUUCUAUUCCCUGGACAGCUACUUCUUGCUCCCACCCUGUGUGACUCGGGCUGUCCACGAGACCCGGCUGCUGCUUGAGGAGGCUGGACACACGAUGAUCCCCUUUGUCCCUCCCAGCGUUGACUAUGCAAUGAACAGCCUGUUUGUGAAGGGGCUCUUUGCUGACAGCGGCUCUGAUUCUGCAUACAUGUGCAAACUGGACUCUCUGGAGCUGGGCUGCAGCCACCCCAUCCUCUGUGAUGGGCUCCCGACUGCGCUAAGAAAGAUCCUGGCUUGUCUCAUAAAGCCUCUGUUCCCCUGUUUCGCCAGCUAUUUGGACAUGCCGUGUGGAGUGCGGUCAUCGAAGGAACUCGCAGACCUCCACACUGCCAUGAUGGUUUAUCGCUGGGAAUUCAUUACCCGAUGGAAGAACCUUGACCUGGAUGUUGUACUGUGCCCUGUGCUGGGACCGGCCUUCACCUUGGGCUACUCGGAGACAAACGUUGACGGUCUAUCCUCCACCAUGUUGUACAACAUCCUCAACUUCCCUGCGGGAGUUGUGCCCGUCACCAUGGUCACAGAGGCAGAUGAAGAACAGCUGCAGCUUUACAGCAGGUACUUGGAUGAGCCCUGGGACAAGAAGCUGAGGAAGGCUGUGGAAGGAGCCGUGGGGCUGCCUGUGGCCGUCCAGUGUGUGGCUUUACCAUGGCAGGAGGAGCUGUGCCUUCGGUUCAUGAAAGAGGUUGAAAGAUUGACCUGUGAGAAGAAACAGAGAACUGAUGCAUCUGGGGCUAACAAAGCCCAGAGACAUGGACUAAGUCAGGCCCUACUGGGAGCAGCCUCUGUGGCUCAGCAAUCCCAAAAGUCAAGUAGCACAUUGCCAGAUGUGUCCAGCAUGACCAGCAAGGCAGAGGAGUGCCCAACAUUGCAAAGAACAGCCUUGCAAAUCACCCUUGCAGGGGAGCUGUGGGAUGAUGUGCAAACAGUUGCUCUCCAACCAGACAUGAAGAGUGAUAGGCAAAUAUUGUCAUCCCAGCCUGAAACAUCAACACCAGUGUCCUGGCCAGAGAUGCAGAGUGAUGUGCAAAUGUUGUCAUCCCAGCCUGAUGUGGCAACAAUGGUAUCCUGGUCAGAUGAGGAGAGUGAAGGGCCAAUCUUGAUUCACCCACCUGACAUGAAAAGGGACCUGCAGCCUUGUGAGCCAAAGCCUGAUGUGCCAACACAGGCACCCCGGAGAGAUGGAGAGAGGGACCCACAGCCUGGUGAGCCAGAGCGUGAUGUGCAAGCACAGGCACCCCAGAGCGAUGAAGAGAGGGACCCACAGCCUGGUGAGCCAGAGUGUGAUGUGCAAGCACAGGCACCCCACAGGGAUGAAGAAAGGGACCCACAGCCCCAUGUGCCAGAGCUUGAUGUGCGAACACAGGCACCCCAGAGGGAUGAAGAGAGGGACCCACAGCCUGGUGAGCCAGAGCGUGAUGUGCAAGCACAGGCACCCCAGAGCGAUGAAGAGGGGGACCCACAGCCUGGUGAGCCAGAGCUUGAUGUGCAAACACAAGCAGCUGAAGGUGACAUGUCAAGCGAGGACCAAAGCCAACCGAUCACUCAGGUUAAGCUCACUGCUCUGUGAUGUGCAAAUCUCCACUUCCCCCUAUAUGGAAAUAAAACUUGGA
Dromaius novaehollandiae (emu) is the source of this 2800-nucleotide messenger RNA. RefSeq names its product vitamin D3 hydroxylase-associated protein-like. The transcript is spliced from 16 exons. Bases 151 to 2757 code for a protein of 868 amino acids. The record is from RefSeq and is a predicted model, not a curated record. Gene Ontology annotation, molecular function: amidase activity; fatty acid amide hydrolase activity. Lineage: Eukaryota; Metazoa; Chordata; Aves; Casuariiformes; Dromaiidae. Gene Ontology annotation, biological process: fatty acid catabolic process.